UUUCUGUACCGUGCCACCAAGGACAACAUUUUGACCUCCCUCCACUCGGCAUCACCAGCACAACAUCAUCAGGCAGCACCACCUUGACGACGACAACAGAGGUCCAUUUGCCAUCCGAACAUCUACCAGUUGGCCACACUCUACUAGACUUCAAGUAAAAGCCGCUAUAGUCUCGCGACAAGAUUUCCAGUUGAUUAGUCCAUUCGGUUUCCAUUAGAAUCGACUUGACUUUUGCGUCGGUGGAAGUGGUGGUGGCAUUGGUUUCUGGCCUUUUCCAACCUCCAGUUUUAGUUAGUUGUUCGGACCCAUUAGUUGCUUUUGUUCUUUCCACUCGGCAAACAGAACGCAUCCAUCAUGGGGGCGGCACUAUCCAAUUACACGACAAUUCUGGCAAAUACGCUGUGCGGUGGAUCGUCUCGCAAGCUGAUUGCAGGGUGGUGGUACUCUAUUCUGGGUAUAACGGGUAGCCUCAUGCUAAUGUCCAUCUUUGUCAUGGGCACCCGAUCACUUGCUGAAGGUUUUGCGUCGAUAUGGUCCGCAUUGAUGCUGCUGAUGCUCAGUAUUGGUGGAACCAUGAUUAUGCGAAAAUUUCACAACUCCAUGGCGGUGGGUUUCUUUAUGGGAUCCGUCGUCGCCAUGUCACAAAUGUUCUUUUUACUCUUUCUAAUAUACAUUGGAUACGGCAAAGAUCAAUCGACACAAGGGAAGUCCUACAAGGGAGAAUCCGUCAUGAGCCUACUGUGUUUAGCCCAGUCCAUCUUAUUGGGUAGCUUUGCCGCCAUUUUGGGCGCCCAUCGAUCCGAAAUUCUAGACAAGCCAACAUCCUACGAAGAGAUGCAAGACUUUCCUUCGGUCAAUCCCAACCGACCGGCAGAUUCCUACGAUCCACCCACCCGUGCUUCGACAGACAGUGGACAAUCAUAAUACAGGCAGUAUAGUAUGAUAUGACACGACACCACACGACAAAAUGUUCGCAGCACACACACACACAAGAUGACAUAGCCUUACUUGGUAUCACUACUAUAACUCAUUCAUAUGCUUUCGGUAUAGUAUAGUACCAAUGGUAGUUCCUGCUUCUGCGAACUUCAGUACUACAAUGUAACGCUGUUUGUAAUCAAGUUUUGGUUUGAU
Messenger RNA from Seminavis robusta, 1131 nucleotides. The record is from the annotation of a GenBank genome assembly. NCBI's taxonomy places the organism in Eukaryota, Bacillariophyta, Bacillariophyceae, Naviculales, Naviculaceae.